Messenger RNA from Penaeus chinensis, 2554 nucleotides. RefSeq lists its product as uncharacterized. Lineage: Eukaryota; Metazoa; Arthropoda; Malacostraca; Decapoda; Penaeidae. Bases 1654 to 2493 code for a protein of 279 amino acids. The record is from RefSeq and is a predicted model, not a curated record. The transcript is spliced from 5 exons.
UGUUUUGGGAAUAAUGAUACAAACGAUUGACUGGGGAUUAAAUUCACUUCAUUUCGAAAAACGUGGAAUUUCGAUAUCAAAAAGCAUCAACAAGGAAACUUCGUCCGAUCAGUGCUCUUCGUCAUGACUUCUUCGGUUCCUAGUUGUUGGUAGUGUUGAUUUUCGUCUGCAUUUCUUUCCGUCUUUGUUUGCUUCGUAUGAUGAGAGAGUUCAAUAGUCAGGGACACUUUUCGAUUAAGAAUUUUGCUUCCAUUCUUCAAGUUUCCGCCUGUCGUGUCAUUCUUGUUAUAUUUAUUCUCAUGUACUGUUUUAUUUUAUCAAAUAAAACAGUGGAAUUGUAUCGCUUUAUGCAUUUCACUUGAUGAUAAAACAACUUUUACCAUCGUGUCUGUUUUACUGUGGUAGAAAGAUGUUUAAACAAUAUUACAAGGGCAGCCCAUCAAAAGUCUGAUUGGUUGAGGGCAUAUGCUCUCCGGUUUGGCUGCUGCUUGUGGGACUGCGUUGUCAUGUUGUUCCAAGUGUUGAUCGCUCUAGAUAUAUACUUGAUUUUUUUGAUUAUUUGUACCACUUUGUUUCCGCUUUGAUCUUCAGUGUUCUCGGGGUAAGAGAGCAGAAUACAGUAUUCUGUUACGUGGAUUAAGAGGGACGAAUUUGCUCUUAGUUUCCAUCGUUUUCUCGAAAAGGAUCCUUAUACACUGGACUCUUAAUUGCAGACCGUCCUCUAAAUGAAUUUUGCUGUCGUGAAUCACAUGUUGCUUCCAGUCUCAACGAAAUAUUACUCUUACUCACACGAAAUAGUUCUUUCACUCUUACAGACUAUUUCUCUCACUCACACGAAGUAUUACUCUUGCUCACACGAAAUAUUUCCAUCAAUCUCACGGAAGAUUGGUUUUACUUCCGCGAGAGGCUGAUUUAACCCCCACGGAGGAAGACGCAGGUGUAGUUGAGGUCGCACCGCCCCUCCCCUACUCUCACCGCACAGGAGUCAUCGCACACGAAGUCAGGAGUGAAGACUACUCUGUUGCUACUCCCCUUGUUAAGCGGCUUUUCCAAAUAGAGGGCAAUGCAGCCGGCGUCAUACGUGAGUGCCAGGAACACCACCACGGCGAGGACAGACCAGAGCUUCAUGGUAAUGCCACAGAAACAGGGUCGUUGUGGUUCCUUUCAAGUGGACUACACUAUCUUCGGUCUUGCAUCGGCCGUCUCUAUUUAUAUAGCCUUUCCACAUCCGGAGUCUCACUUACUCUGGUGUAUAAUAUUCUAGUCUCUAUCUUGCUGAUGCUCGUGACGUCACCGUUCUGUGACGUCACAAUUCCUCUCCUGUGUCACUACCCAAUAAAGAUAACUCCAAAGCUACGCUGAUACUAAGGAUACUAAUGCACUUCUUUAACUUUGGCAUCUGUUUUUUUUUAGAUAUUUCAGAGGGGACGUAUACAAUAUUCAGAAAGCGUACGAGAAUACACUUUUGAUAUAAAAAAAAACCCGAAUGCGGCGUUAUCAGUUGGGAAAAACCUAUUUAAAAAUGUUGGAAAUUCCGAUCCCUCGCACAUGUACUUGUGUGUGUAAUUAUGAAUCCGUAUUUCAAUGUGUUCAUAGUUUCAGCUUUUCUACUUAGAAAGACCAUGAUAACAAACAUCGUAACACUGUAUUCCAAUGGUCUACUUUUCACAGGACACUCUUCUCCUGCUGGAUGUGUCCGGGAACAGGAUGGCUGAAUUGGGACCGGUCGGACUUCUAAACAACUUGAAGGUCUUGCGUGCUGGCGACAACGACCUCCGGACUCUAAGCCACCUCACAGCGGUCCUCAGCCGGUUACGCCACAUUCAGGAGGCUCACUUCGUAGGGAAUCCUGUCACAGCGCACCGACGAUACCGGCCUGCCCUCAUCCUGGCGAGCCAACCUAAACUCGAAAACCUGGAUGGGCGAGCUGUGUCGUCAUAUUCCAGGGAUUUCCUAAUUCAGGCGAACCGACAUCGCCAGACGUUAAGGCAGCAGAGGGAAGCCCGGCCGCCCAGCCCGCCCGAACCCAGCCCGGAGGCGGCCAGGCCAGACGCUCACCUGCUCUUCACGUCCGCUUCUCACUCGGCCAACGCCUCCGAGUGCGCGACGGGCCCCAUGUUCGUCCUCGGUGCCCUGCGACGCCCGGAGUUCGACCUCAUCCUCAGCCGCGCCCAGAGGAGAGCCAAGGCGUUCGAGACGGAGGCCGCGGCGACGUCCCCGGGCUCCGAGCUCGAGGACUGGUCGGUGCUGGACGAGGACAGGUUCUUCGCGUCCAACGGGGGCGCUCCGGAAGGGGGGAGGGACGGGGACGAGGAGGAAGACUCCCACUGGUCCAGGGGCUCAAGGGCCAGAGGAGGGGCGCCGCUCGAGAAGAACGUCUGGUUCCCGGCGGGCGACGCCUCCCCGCCGGAGGAGCUGCCGCGCCUCGUUCCGCGGCCCUACUGGAGGAACAAGCCGCCCGCGCCUAGGGUCCACUUCCCGGGCAAAUCUUAGAGCUCUGUACUUCCACUGUGCAAUAAAGUUAGAAGAUAUCUCUUCUCGGAAUUCCAGAACA